Molecule: messenger RNA, 2008 nt
Organism: Vigna unguiculata (cowpea)
Lineage: Eukaryota; Viridiplantae; Streptophyta; Magnoliopsida; Fabales; Fabaceae
Product: putative membrane protein At3g27390
Biological process (GO): vegetative to reproductive phase transition of meristem
Source: RefSeq, a predicted model, not a curated record
AUUUUGGACGGUGACAAAAAAUUUUUGGUUUCUCUUAGUUUUCUUUCACUUGUUGGUUUCUAAGACAUGGCAGCUGCAGAUAUACUGAGCAAGCUUUGGAGCUUUGUUUCUUUCCUUCCAUUCUUCUUCUUGCUCUUUAUCCUUGGCAUCAUAAAAGGUGCAGUGAUAGGUGUAAUUGCAUUUGCCAUUAUUGGCACUGGAAAUUCAGCUGUUAUCAUUGGACUUUGGACUGCACAUGUAUUUUGGACAUAUUACUGUGUGGCAAGGACAAAUAGGUUUGGACUGGUCUUCAAGGUUGUAGUGCUCAUGUGUUUGCCAGUUCCUCUGUUACUUUGGCCAACAGUGGGUAUUGUUGGAAGCCUUUUAGGUGGAAUUGGAUAUGGUUUUUUUUCUCCACUUCUUGCAACUUUUCAGGCUGUGGGGAAGGGAGAGAAUGUUAGUAAAAAAAUUUAUCAUUGCUUCAGUGAUGGUUGUUGGUCAACAAUUGAAAGAAGCUGCACAGUGGUUGAAGAUGUGAGAGACUUGUGCUUCCACUCCUAUUUUUCAUAUAUGGAUGAACUAAGAGAAAAGCUACCCCCUGAAGAAAAGCCGUUAGAUGUCCGAAUGUCAAUAUUGCCAUGUUGCUUGUUGGUGAUCAUGGUUGGGGUGCCACUCGACACAGCUUUAAUAACCUCAAUUGCUGUGUGGAAGAGCCCAUAUAUGCUGUUGAGAGGGUGGAAGAGACUAUCAGAAGAUUUGAUUGGUAGAAAGGGACCAUUCCUAGAAACUGAAUGUGUCCCAUUUGCUGCCUUUGCAAUCUUCCUCUGGCCUUUGGCUGUUGUUGUGGCUGUAUUAGCAGCAACCCUUUGCAGCCCUUUUCUAGCCCUAUACAGUGGAGUUGUUGUCCAUCAGGAAAACUCGGUGAAGAUGGGGUUCGCCUACAUUGUGUCUGUGGUUUCACUAUUUGAUGAAUAUGUAAACGAUUUGCUCUACUUGAGAGAGGGGUCCUGCUUGCCCAGCCAGGAAAAACCCUGGAAAAGGUUCACAAAUUCAAAACACACCUUGCAACAAUCCAGAACUCUGAAAUGGAGAAUUCAGCAAUAUAGACCAGUGCAGGUAUGGGACUGGCUGUUCAAGUCUUGUGAGGUGAAUGGUAGGAUACUCCUACGUGAUUCUCUCGUAAGCGUUGGGGAAGUUGAGGAAUUCAUUUUGAAAGGCAAUUGCAAAAAGUUAAGCAUCAAGUUACCAGCUUGGUCUAUCCUGCAAUGUCUUCUAACUUCUGCAAAAUCCAACUCAGAUGGAUUGCUUAUCUCCGAGGAUGUAGUGUUGACAAGAACGAAUGGACCAAAGGAUAGCGUGUUUGAGUGGUUUAUUGAACCUUUAUUAAUCAUGAAAGAGCAGCUAAAGAACCUGGAGUUGGAAGAAGCAGAAGAAACUUGCUUGAAGGAACUGGUAAUAAGAUGCAAAAAUGAAUUGCCGGAGGAGUGGGAUAGCACCGACUUCCCAUCUGAUGACACUGUUAGGAGAGCACAAUUGCAAGCCGUGAUUAGAAGGUUGCAAGGGAUUGUGGCUUCCAUGUCCAGAAUACCUACUUUUAAAAGACGAUUCAGGAAUUUAAUGAAGGUUUUGUGCGUAGAAGCGUUGCAGGCUGCUUCAGCUAUCCAUAUUGGAGGCACUGUAAUUUCAAAACAUAGCGAGAAAAGCAAAGAAGAUGAUGUUGAUGAAGCCAGCAAUAGAUGUUGAACACCUCACAUCCAUAUAUGAAGAUGGAUGUCUAUAUUAGUAUGCUCACCACACUUAUAUUUGAAGAUCAAAGCUUCUUCUUAACUGAGAAGGAAUAUGGAAUCUUUCUUCUUUUUGUUAAUUUUAUUUCCUUUUGUGGCCGUUUAUGUGUAUUUUUCUUCCAAAGGAAAGAAGUGCACAAGAUCAUCAAAGCCAAAGGUGCAAAGCUACAUGCUUUUCCUUGGAUUAGAAAGGUUAACUUUUAUUAUAACUUGGUGUGUUUGGUUUCGAUGUGCAAUAUUAGAGG